This is a messenger RNA of Soboliphyme baturini, 491 nucleotides long. The record is from the annotation of a GenBank genome assembly. Lineage: Eukaryota; Metazoa; Nematoda; Enoplea; Dioctophymatida; Soboliphymatidae.
AUGCAUUCCGUUGUGGCGUUGUUACUAGCCUACUUAAUAUGCAGGCUCUUUGGCGGCAAAGUGGCUUCUGUGUGGCUUGCCUACGUGGUAUUCAUGUCUUACUUGUCUAUCGGCUACGUCAUGACGGACAAUGGUGCCUAUGACUUGGAGUGGACAGUUCCGCAUUGCGUGUUGACUCUUCGACUCAUUGGUUUCAUUUUCGAUUUGUACGAUGAUGCGGAAGCCAAGUUGCAGAAAACCGACAUGAACCAUUGUAGUGACAAGCUUCGUACGUCUCGCCCCACCUUGUUGGAAAUCGCAGCGUAUAUGUACUUUUAUGGCGGCUGUUUAGUUGGACCGCAGGUUUGUGUUAGCCAGUGUUUUUAUUAUUUAUUUAUUAUGCAAAUUUACGGCUCAUUUUUUAUUGUCAACACUUGUUUUUGCGUUCCCAUAUGUAAUAAGAAAUCUCAUCCUAUUCUUUUGUCAUAUGAAGGCAAAUUUUCUUCUUAAAA